Aspergillus niger is the source of this 1248-nucleotide messenger RNA. RefSeq lists its product as uncharacterized. The record is from RefSeq and is a predicted model, not a curated record. Lineage: Eukaryota; Fungi; Ascomycota; Eurotiomycetes; Eurotiales; Aspergillaceae. Bases 1 to 1248 code for a protein of 415 amino acids. The transcript has a single exon.
AUGGUCCUUGGAAGGUCCACGCAUCCUCGACCGCAAUCCUCUGCCGCGGCUUCUCGCCCACCGCGCCCACCACACCCGCAACCAACGUUAGCGAACUGGAAGAUGGCCCCCGUCAGCAGAACCAGUUUCCGCACCGUCGAACAGUUUAUUCCGACAGCGUCCAUCCCCACGGACGAGGAGGUCUCGUGGGACCUGCCCCGCCAGGAGACUUCGUUCGAGGCAUUUUCCGUCCCCCAGGACCCCCAGAACCCGGAGGGCCCUCAGUACAACUGGAAGGAAUUCCUCCAGCACACUGACACGGACAGCAUCCUGGUGCUGCACCGCAGCCAAGUCCGCUUCGAGGGCUACUACCAGGGCCACUCGGCCGCCGACCAGCAUAUCUACAUGUCGGCCUCCAAAUCGAUGACGGGACUGUUGGUCGGCAUCCUCGCCCAACAGGGUAAACUAGAUCCGAAGCUUCCUGUCGAGCACUAUCUGCCGCAGCUGGCCGCCACCAGUGCCUAUCGGGGCUGCUCGCUCCAGGACUUGAUCGACAUGCGUGCGGGAGUUUACUAUACCGACGACGAAGCGCGUCUUUAUGAAGUUGCCAUCCACUGGGCCGAGCCCAAGGCUACGGAUCCGCCUAUCACCAUGCGCGACUACUUUGCCACCUACCUCCAGGCGCCCGCCAAGGCCCCUCACGGGGGUACCUUCUGGUACUUUUCGCCCAAUACCGACCUACUCGGCCUCGUGCUGGAGGCUGCCACCGGGGAGGCGUUCCCCAGCCUCCUGAGCCGAUACCUUUGGCAGCCGCUGGGCAGCGCCAGUGAUGCUCAAGUUACUGUGGACCGCGGGGGCAAGUCCCGCGCCUCUGGGGGGCUGUGCUCAUCCCUACAAGAUCUAGCCCGCGUGGGACAGCUACUCCUACAGAACGGACGAUGGGAUUCGCGACAGGUUGUGCCCCUGGAGGUGCUCGAAGACACCUGGAACAACGGAGACCGCCAGGCCUGGAAUGAUGGCGCCUUCGCGCCGCUCUUCGCUCCGGUGUACCAGAAUAUGUCCUACCGCAAUGGCUGGUACGUGGUGCACGACGCGCCGCGCAUGAUUUUCGCCAUGGGCAUUCACGGUCAGAAUCUCUUCGUGGAUCCGGACAAUGAGCUGGUGAUUGCCAAGUUCUCUUCACACAAUGACGAGAACGAUGUCGAGCGCGUGCUGACGACGCACCGCGGGGUAGCGGAAAUCCGGCGGCUGCUAACGGAGACCGACUAG